AUGCCUGAACCACUGUCGACCUUGUCGCCAUCCAAACAAAACUCGCGUCUCUCACCUGUCAAGCUCCGCUUCGACAAGCAGGCACACGAUCAACACUCUGAUAAUCAGCCAUACUCGCCGGUCACCCCGGCCUCUCAUGAGUUUCCUGGCUCAGCUUCCAUAAAGAAGAUGACUAUCGAUAUCCCUAAACUCGACAUGGAUCGCCCUAUCUCGCCCCCUACAACCUCCAGUCCCUCUGCAAGCCCCCGAAAAGGUUUCUCGCCCAUCAAAUAUCGAUUACAAGACCACACAAACGCGCACAGCUCUCCUCCUGGCUCACCUGCGGAUCCAACCCUGCGAUUCAAUCAAGGACUCACCCUGGCUCUUGAUAGCUCAGAGAUACCCGUCCACACCGACUCUUCGAGCGAAUCCAUCAUGCACCACAGUCCCGAGAGCACCAGUACGACCUCUGCAGGGCGCGAUGACCUAACAAAGUCUACUGAUAAACUUGACCUGGAUGACAUGACGCUGGGAUUUGAUGAUAAAACCAUACACGACGAUACCGUGGGUGAUCUGAGCACGAUUUCAGCCAUCAACACUGACACGACUCGCUUUGCAAACAUGAGAAACUCCCCGUCCAAGCCAUCCAGAGCAGAAGCGUGGUCUCCCUCAAAACAACUGCGCACUUCGAUCAUCGCGAGUACGCCAAACACCGCACAGCGCCCACUACGACUGCUGUCGUCAUCGAGAAACAGCACUUCGUCCAACGAAGAUGACGAUGCCACUCCUCGACGACCACGUAAUUCUAAUGACGCAACAACCGAUUUGAUGAAUUUUACCGGUCAAACCAAUAUCAUUAUUGCUCCCCCUCAAUCGGCGCCUCGUAGCAUGAGGCGAAGUCCAUCUGGGAGAGGAGCGUUUCCCAUCAAAAUUAACCCCAGUCCCUUUCACCGUUCUCAGGCUUCAGUGGACCGUGAGCGAGCGACUGGUCGAUCACCACAGAAGCAACACCAAGCAGUCUUUGGGGACAAGAACACCCCAGCCACACCUGCCGCUCCCAGACAAAGCGGAUAUGGUUCCUCGACUGGUCUCGGCAUGGACCUGUUGGACAUUGACUUGGAGCCAAUGGCCACCCCACGAUCAAUCCCCACCGUGACCCCUCGUGAACUUGAGACACUUCGAUCUGAGCUACAAUCGCGUAUCUCGGGGCUUGAAGCCACACUUUCCGGCAAGGAAGCAGAGGUCAUGGCCCUUAAACGUUCCAUCACCGACGCCGAGGUGCGAGCAGGGAAAAUCAGUGAAGAACUUCGAACGGAGCGGGGGUCUCGCGAAGAGCUAGAACUGGCCAAAGACGACCUGGAGCGGCGAAGUCGAGAAAUGGAAGAAGUACUGCGAGAAGUGAAACAGAACAUCUUUCUAGAAGAGAGAGAAAAAGAGAAGCUGAGACGACAGGCCGAAGACGCGGACCGACGCGCAGAGGAACAAGAAAUCCGGAUCCUCGAGCUUCAGGCGUCUCUUGAUACACUCCGGUCGGACCGGGUCAAAAACACACCCAGUCCGGAAAAGGGCCACGAACCAGGCACCCCGGGCAUGGCCGCAGACAUUGACUUUGCGGUCAAAGACGCGACGGAGAAAGUCGCGCGCGAACUGCACACGUUGUACAAGAGCAAGCACGAACGCAAGGUAUCAGAUCUCAAAGUCAGCUAUGAAAAACGGUGGAUCAAGCAGGUCGAACAACUUCGAUCAGAUCUCAAAGCCUCCCAGGACGAAGUGCUGAGACUGCAGACGGAACGGGAGGCGACCAUGAGCGGGGUAAUCCCCGGUCAAAGCGAAGCACUUUCUAGAAUGGAAGGACAGAUUGAGGAGUUGCGACGAUGGAACGAAGAAGCGACCGCAGGCAAGAAGAUGGCCGAAGCAGAAUCAGCGGGGCUCCGUAGCCAGGUGGAUUCUCUCACCAACGAGACCCAAUCUUUGAGAAAGGAGAUUGAGCAGGAGCGCAUUGAAAAGGGAGAAUUGGUGGCCCAAGUGGACGUCUUCCUAGCCAUGAGUGCCCAAGCAGAGGAGCAGCGAUUGGCUCAGCAGCAGCAGCAACAACAACAACAACAACAACAAGCUCCACCGGUGAGCCCUCCUCAAAGCGAGGAUGGUACUGGAAGACCCCGGUCAGCAGCGGCGUACGCGAGCCCUCACAAGAGUAGAAACAGCGUGAGUGGAGUUGGCGACUUACGGGCAGCAGGCGGGAGCAGCCGGCCACGCCCGAUGAGUAUGCUGCAAAAGCCGACGGCGGGCAAGUAUUCAGGGAUCCCAGCCCCUGGAUCAGGUUUGAAGAUGGCGGGCAGUAAACUCAACGGGUACGGCGGGCGAGGAAAUGGCAUCAUGGACGGCAUCACUCGCAUGGGCGCAGGGGGCCGAUGA
This is a messenger RNA of Exophiala mesophila, 2394 nucleotides long. RefSeq lists its product as uncharacterized. Bases 1 to 2394 code for a protein of 797 amino acids. The record is from RefSeq and is a predicted model, not a curated record. The transcript has a single exon. Lineage: Eukaryota; Fungi; Ascomycota; Eurotiomycetes; Chaetothyriales; Herpotrichiellaceae.